AGUAAAGCGUUUUCAUUACCAAAUUGACUAGAAAAAUGCAGAAUGGAUUAUGACUUCAAAAGACAAAAAGCUGCCGAAAGACAAAAAGUUGAAGAUUUAUUUGACUUUGAAGGAUGUAAAGUUGGAAGAGGGACAUAUGGUCAUGUAUACAAGGCCAAAAGAAAGGAUGGAUCUGAGAGCAAGGAGUAUGCCUUAAAACAGAUAGAAGGGACAGGGAUAUCUAUGUCAGCAUGCAGGGAAAUUGCUUUGCUGCGGGAGCUGAAGCACCCUAACGUAAUCAGCCUACAGAAAGUCUUUCUGUCUCAUCAGGACAGAAAGGUCUGGCUCCUCUUUGACUAUGCAGAACACGACUUAUGGCAUAUCAUAAAAUUUCAUCGGUCAGCAAAGGCUAACAAAAAACAGAUUGAUGUCCCAAGGAACAUGGUAAAGUCUCUCCUGUACCAGAUCCUUGACGGAAUUCACUACCUCCACGCUAACUGGGUAUUACACAGAGAUCUGAAACCUGCCAAUAUUCUUGUGAUGGGGGAGGGUGCAGAGAGAGGCAGAGUGAAAAUAGCUGACAUGGGAUUUGCCAGACUGUUUAACUCCCCUCUGAAGCCCCUGGCUGACCUUGACCCUGUGGUUGUGACAUUCUGGUAUAGAGCUCCAGAACUUUUACUUGGUGCUAGACAUUACACUAAAGCUAUUGAUAUAUGGGCAAUAGGAUGUAUAUUUGCAGAACUUUUAACAUAUGAACCAAUAUUUCACUGUCGACAGGAAGACAUUAAAACUAGUAACCCUUAUCAUCACGAUCAGCUGGAUCGUAUAUUUAAUGUCAUGGGUUUCCCACAAGAAAAAGAUUGGGAAGAUAUAAGAAAAAUGCCUGAACAUAAUACAUUAACCAAAGAUUUUAAAAGAUCAAACUAUUUAAACUGUACACUUGUUAAAUAUAUGGAGAAACAUAAAAUCAAGGCAGAUAGCAAACAGUUUCACCUGCUCCAGAAGUUACUGACGAUGGACCCAACCAAGAGAAUCACCUCAGAUUACGCAAUGAAGGACCCCUACUUCACAGAGGAGCCUCACCCAUCUCAAGACAUAUUUGAGGGAAAACCAAUACCUUACCCCAAGAGGGAGUUUCUGACCGAUGAGGAUGAUGAUAAAGCAGAUACAGGGGCCAGCAAGGCUACAGAUCAGUCCUCGAACCACACCCAGCCAGCCAAGCGUGUCCGUGUGAUGCCCCCCUCUACGACCACCACCAAUUCCUCUAUGGUAACUAGUGACUACCAGGGAAACGGCUGGCAAACACGCAAGUCUAGUCACAUGCACAACGUCCAGGGCAGCACCCAGCCUGGAAUGACCUUCACCUCUGGAGGUGUACAGACCUCAACAAGUUCUACAACGAAUUACGGCCCCACUUCCCGAUUCUGAAAGUCCUUAAAACGUAACAAGUAUACAGGCCCUUUUUCUCAGCCGGUUGAGAAUUCGGAAAACUUAUUAAGAAUGAAGAUUUUCUUUACCCAAGAAAAAAGUAUGGGAAUUAGAUCAAUUGUCUAAAUUUCAUUUUCUUUAUUCCAGUAUGUGUAUCAGUGCAUUAUGUCAGAGUCAAGGAUGUAAGACCUUUUUGUAAAAUAUUUAAUUUUUGAGGAUUUAAUGUUUUAGUUAUUCCAUUGUAUGCAAAUUGCAGAUAAUUGACAUCGUGAAGCAUUUUAAUAUUGACUCUUAGUACUGUAUUAAUAAAGAAUUAUAUGUAUUAUGUUAUAAUUAAUGAUUUAUGAUAAUAAGAUGUAACAAUCAAUUAUUCCGGGUGUUUAACAAUGAAUUUUCAUUAUUGUGACAUUUUAAGAAAUAUAAGGGCAAAUAUGUCAUGGUAAU
Molecule: messenger RNA, 1851 nt
Organism: Saccostrea cuccullata (small rock oyster)
Lineage: Eukaryota; Metazoa; Mollusca; Bivalvia; Ostreida; Ostreidae
Product: cyclin-dependent kinase 8-like
Exons: 14
Coding region: 43-1407 (454 amino acids)
Biological process (GO): protein phosphorylation
Cellular component (GO): nucleus
Molecular function (GO): protein serine/threonine kinase activity; ATP binding
Source: RefSeq, a predicted model, not a curated record